This is a messenger RNA of Polychytrium aggregatum, 2257 nucleotides long. Its product is annotated as mannosyl-oligosaccharide 1,2-alpha-mannosidase. The coding region runs from base 284 to 2131 and encodes 615 amino acids. Gene Ontology annotation, biological process: N-glycan processing; carbohydrate metabolic process. Gene Ontology annotation, molecular function: mannosyl-oligosaccharide 1,2-alpha-mannosidase activity; calcium ion binding. The transcript is spliced from 5 exons. Gene Ontology annotation, cellular component: endoplasmic reticulum; membrane. The record is from RefSeq and is a predicted model, not a curated record. NCBI's taxonomy places the organism in Eukaryota, Fungi, Chytridiomycota, Chytridiomycetes, Polychytriales.
UCUUGCCGUUGAUCUGCCCCGAGCUGCCUCUCUUCGAGCACGGCUCCACCUGCUCAACCCCAGAUCCGGCCCUUGCCAGCAUCGGCAUCAAUACAUCGUGCUUCAUUGCAUCUGUCGAGCCACGCUACGGCAAUCGUUCCCGCUGCAUUCAUCUCGCCCCCGAAUCCUGCAAGCCCUGACGAGCCCAGAAUGCGUCCCGAGAGUCUAUUGCCGACCCACAGACAUCCCACACCCGCUCCGUCAGGGACGACUCUGCUCGAUAGGCUGACCUCUCGGCGCUCUGAUGAGCACUACGACAACGCCAAGGCAUCCAAGGCGUCUCCGCGCUUGCCUUUCGCCAAGUCCACUCUGUUUCUUCCAGAGAUAUAUUCUAGCCAUCGGCAUCUUUGUUGUCUUUGCCCUGGUUAUGUUCUCGUCUGGCAGGGUUGAUGCUCCGGAGCAGCACGAGAGCGAGUCGUUCGCCUCGGGAGCUCUGUCGGCUGAGGUCGGAGCUCCACUGUCGCAGCUCCAGUCAGAAAGCCAAGGCCAACCGAUCCUGUCGAAUCCGCCAUCGUCCCCCAAGAUCGUUCUGCCAAUGCCUGAGGAGGCCAGGCCUGCCAACGAUGGCUGGUCCUACCACCAACGACAGCCGUUUGACUUUCACGAACCCGAUCCUGUCCAGCCCACGGCAGAACUUGAGUCGGCUCUCUGGGAGAAGCGGCAGAAAGCGGUCGCUGCCGCCUUCCGGUGGAGCUGGAUGGGCUACGUAGACCACGCCUGGGGCUACGAUGAGCUGCUUCCCAUCAGCCGAACAGGCUCCAACUGGUUUCACAUGGGCCUCACCAUCAUCGAUGCGCUGGACACGGCGUUGAUCAUGGGACAGACCGAUGUCUUUGAAAAGGCAAAGUCGUAUGUUCAUUCCGGUCUCAGUUUCGGCAGGAAGGACGUCGACGAGAACGCCAACGUCUUUGAGAUCACGAUCCGUGUGCUCGGCGGCCUGCUCUCGACAUAUCACCUCUCGAAGGACAGGCUGUUCCUCAAUAAGGCUGUAGAGGUGGCCGAGUUCCUGAUGCCCGCCUUUUCGACUCCGUCGGGCAUCCCUUUCUCGUCGAUCAACCUGGGGACGGGAAAUGCCGAGCCAGCGCCAGGCGGACUCAGCAGCACGGCCGAGGCUACGACGCUGCAGAUGGAGUUCAAGUACCUUUCCAAGCUGACGGGCGACAGCAAGUACUGGAACGUCUCUGAGAAGAUCAUGGAGGUUGUCCGAACCCUGCCCAAGACGGAUGGGCUUGUUCCAAUCUACAUACGGCCCGAAUCUGGCCAGUUCGAGGGCUCCGAGAUCCGUCUGGGCUCGCGCGGCGAUUCGUAUUAUGAGUAUUUGGGAAAGCAGUACCUCCUGACUGGCGAGGAAAUCUAUCGAACCGAGUUCAACAACGCCGUUGCUGGAAUCCGCAAGCAUCUCGUCGGGCACUCUCGCUCCAGAAACUUGACCUAUAUCGGCGAACUUGUGUACGAACAACAGAGCCCCAAGAUGGACCAUCUCGUCUGUUUUUUGCCGGCCACCUUGGCCAUCUUCGCCACCGGCGGCCGCUCCGUUACCGCCCAGAGCCGCACGAGCCUCUCGAAGCAGCAGCAAGACGACCUGUCGCUUGCCGAGGAACUCACCCGCUCGUGCUUUGAGAUGUACAAUCAGACGGCGACGGGUCUGGCACCAGAGAUUGUCUUUUGGAAUCCAAUGCCUGUCCUUACCAACGGAGAAAACGGAAUGCCAGUGGAAGCCGCCGCUCAAACUCCCUCGGACGAACCCGAUUUUUUCAUCCACCAGCUGGAUGGACACAACCUGCUCCGACCUGAAACGAUCGAAAGCCUGUUCACCCUCUAUCGCAUCACGGGCGACCGUCAGUACCGCGAGUGGGGGUGGAGAAUCUUCCGAGCAUUUGAGCGGUGGUGCCGGGUCAAGACCGGUGGCUACACGAGCUUGGACGACGUGCGAGUCAUUCCACCGAACCCGCGGGGACAUGGCGGAAAGAUGGAGACCUUUUUCUUGGGCGAAACUCUCAAGUACUUUUACCUCCUCUUUGACGACCACAAUCGCAUCCCGUUGGACCAAUACGUGUUCAACACCGAGGCCCAUCCGUUUCCUCGAUUUUGAGCGCUCUGGUGUGCCCAAGCAAUGGUUAAUGUGCUAUCCUCACUUGAUACUUCCUGGCACGAUUCAUAAUACGACUCUCGAGGGAUAAAGCGGAAACGGGUCCUUGACAGAUCUCGAGUCGAGAUC